UUCUCAAAGAAAAUAAAUAUAAACAUGGAAACUUUUGAGGAAAGCUUUACUUUGGAGUUUAUACAGAAGCAACUCUUUGAAGACUUGAUGAUUCCUGAUGGUUUCAUGGAAGAUUUUGUCUUUGAUGAUGCUGCUUUUGUCUCAGGACUCUUGUCUCUGGAACCCUUUAAUCCAGUUCCUAAACUAGAGCCUAGGUCACCGGUUCUUGAUCAAGAUUCCUAUGUCCGAGAGUUUCCUCAAAUGGAAGCAGAAUCAUCAUCAUCCCCUGAAGUUGAAACUGUCUCAAACUGGAAAAGACCAAAGAGGGUCGAAGAGGCGAGACAUUACAGAGGCGUGAGAAGGAGGCCAUGGGGAAAAUUUGCAGCAGAGAUUCGAGAUCCCGCCAAGAAAGGAUCUAGGGUGUGGCUAGGCACUUUCGAGAGUGAUAUUGAUGCUGCAAGAGCUUAUGACUACGCAGCUUUUAAGCUCAGGGGAAGAAAAGCUGUUCUAAACUUUCCUUUGGAUGCUGGUAAGUAUGAUGCUCCGACCAGUUCAUGUCGGAAGAGGAGAAGAAACGAUGUACCGGAGCCUCCAGGACCAAGUACGAGUAAUUCAUCAUCGUCAUCAAAUUAA
This is a messenger RNA of Eruca vesicaria subsp. sativa (arugula), 612 nucleotides long. The record is from the annotation of a GenBank genome assembly. NCBI's taxonomy places the organism in Eukaryota, Viridiplantae, Streptophyta, Magnoliopsida, Brassicales, Brassicaceae.